CCGGGUGGGGAGCCGCCUGUCGCCCUCGCAGGGCGCUGUGGGGAGGGGUGGGUUUGUGUGUGUGUGUGUCUGCAGCAUCUCCCCCUCCCUCUUUGUUUCCCUCUCUGAGCUGAGAGCGGCUGCCAGCUGCUCCUCUGAGCGCUGCUUGUGCAGGCUGGCCGGGUGAACGUGUGUGUGUGUGUGUGUGUGUGUGUGUGUGUGUGUGUGUGUGUGUGUGUGUGUGUGUUAGUUACCCUGGGCUGGGCUCGGGACCUGUUACCCCGGGCGAGCAGUUCCUCAGCGUGCGUUACCCCGGGUUGACUAGAGUGGGCUCGGCGUGUUAUCCCUGGGUUUUGUUCUGGUCCUGUUACCCCGAGCUGAACUAGACUAGCCUGGGAUUGGAUCGGUAUGUGUGAUUCGGACUAGGGUCGGCUCCGGCGUGGGUUACCCGGGUUGGCUCGGUGUGUGUUAACCCGGACUGGACUGGACUGUUUUACGCAGGAACUGGACCGGCGUGUGUCACCCGGACUAGGGUCAGCUCGGUAACUGUUACCCCGAGUAGAACUGGACUGCACUGUGCUGGGUUUGGAUCGGGUGCGUAUUAACCCGGGUUGACUAGGGUCGACUUCGCCGUGGGUUGGCACCUGUUACCCCUGGUUGACUAGGGUGGGCUUGGUGUGUGUUUUCCCCGGGCUAGGUUGGACCGGCUUGGUGUGUGUUAACCAGGGCUGAACUAGACUUGGUUGGAUGUGUUACUCGAACUAGGGUGGGCUCGGAGUGUGUUACCCCGGGCUGGGUUAGACCAGCUCGGCUCGGUGUAUGUAUUAUACCCCGGGCUGGGUUGGACCGGCUCGGCUCGGUGUGUGUUACCCUGGGCUGGGUUGGACCGGCUCGGCUCGGUGUGUGUUACCCCGGACUGGGUUGGACCGGCUCGGCACGGUGUAUGUGUUAUCCCGGACUGGGUUGGACCGGCUCGGCUCGGUGUGUGUUACCCCGGCCUGAACGAGACCGGGGCUAGACUCGGGCUUAGGGGUCGGUUCGGGACCUGUUACCCCCCCCCCCCCCUCUCCCGGGGUUGGAGCGGCUCGGCUCGGCGUGCUGUGUGUGUGUGUGUGUGGUGAGCCGCGGCCGGGCCGGGCUGGGCUACGGGCAAUGGCCGGGCUGUGAGAGGUGCUCGGUCCGCCCCUACAGCUGAGUGAAGAUGGCGGCGAUGAGGCUGCUGACGGGGGCCGGUCUGCUGCUGGCCCUCUGCGCUCUCGGCCUGCUGGCCAUGGCCAUCUGCACCGACUACUGGUACGAGACGGACGCGCGGCGGCACCGCGACCGCUGCAAGAACUACGCCAACAAGAGGAAGGACCCGGGCUUCAUCUACAUCCCGAGCCAGAACCUGCCUCUGCGCCAGGCGCCGCGGAGCCUCCUGCCCCGCUCCCGGAGGUUCUUCCUGGGAUCAGCCCCGGGGGACUCGCACUGCAGCCGCCAGUUCAACUCCACCGUCCUCGGCCUCUGGAGGAAGUGCCACCGCCAGGACUUCGACCAGGACACCGAGGAGCUCAUCUUCAAGGGGGUCGUACAGCGCUGUAUGCCUGUGAAAUACCAUUACUCCUCUUCAACAGUCCCACAGAAUCUGCCAGUCAACUUAACCAUGAGCAUUCGGCAGGAUGAGUGGCACGCACUACAUCUGCGCCGGAUGACAGCAGGUUUUAUCGGAAUGGCAGUGUCCAUCAUCCUGUUUGGCUGGAUCAUCGGGAUCCUGGGCUGCUGCAAGGACCACGACCUGAUGCAGUAUGUGGCUGGCCUGCUGUUCCUCAUGGGAGGCACCUGCUGCAUCAUCUCCCUCUGCACCUGCGUGGCCGGCAUCAACUUCGAGCUGUCCCGCUUCCCUCGGCACAUGUACGGCCUGCCCGAGGACAUCAGCCACGGCUACGGCUGGUCCAUGUUCUGUGCGUGGGGCGGCCUGGGACUCACGCUGCUGGCGGGCUUCCUCUGCACCCUGGCCCCGUCCCUCAGCUCGCCGCACACGGCCGUCCAGAAAGCGCGGGUGGAGAACGGCACCAUGUGACCCCCGGGGGAAGGCUCGGACCAGGUGACCGAGCAUCACGUGACACGGAGAUCACAUGACCACGGACUCGGCAGACCGCCCAGUGCCAAUCACCCGGGAGGCGCGGUGAGACAUCUCUAAAUACUGCCUCACUCAGCAGUUUUAUUGAAUGUAAUUUAGUAGAAUGACUUGUGAUAAAGAGCGUUCACACAUGUAAAAAAAACUUCAAGAAAACAUCUUUUAUUCCCCCCCCCCCCACUAAUGCAUUGAAAUCUCACGCCCCCUUGUACAAAUUUCGAUGCUACUCGCAGGGUCCGAGGAACGACCGACGCCUCACCCCUUGCAGAUCAUUGCUGCCCUCUCCUACCCCGCAGCCUUGACGGAGGCAAAAAGGUGCUGAGGGGAGGGCGGCGGGACUGGUCAGCCCAGGGUAGUACUUUGUAAAGUGUGCAUCUAUUUGUACAAAUACCGAGACAUCUUUUUUUCCACUUGUACAGAAUCCCGCCGCUGUAAAUCGCUCUGCCGUCUACCCAUUUGACUCAUUUUUUGGUUAGAUCUUUAACACAGUUGGAAAUGCAUUUUUUAUAAUAAAACUCAUUAAAAAUUCAAAUAAAACAAGCUGCAGGACCUUGUGGAGUGCAGCUCACUCUGCAGCCCGUUCUCCACUUCCUUCACAGGGCUGAGUCUGGGUGACCGGAGCCUCAGUCGUGGUAGGUGUCGGUCAUGCCCGGUUGUGCAGCUGGUAAUCACUUCUGUACUGUCGUGGAGUGCAUAGAGCUG
Messenger RNA from Pristis pectinata (smalltooth sawfish), 2797 nucleotides. RefSeq names its product transmembrane protein 276b (gene tmem276b). The transcript has 4 exons. Gene Ontology annotation, cellular component: membrane. Lineage: Eukaryota; Metazoa; Chordata; Chondrichthyes; Rhinopristiformes; Pristidae. The record is from RefSeq and is a predicted model, not a curated record. Bases 1181 to 2038 code for a protein of 285 amino acids.